AUGACAAAAUUGGCUAUCGUUCAACUUCAAAAAUCAAAAAUAGUCGAUUAUUCACAUCUUAACGAACCCGACUCAGACUUUAACUCAGAUUCAGAUGACAGCAGCUGUGAAGGAGUGGAUACUGCCGAAAAUUACGCCGAUAAUGAAGAUUCAACCGAUGGCGGCGAUGACGAAGAUCAUCUAUCUGAUCAUCUUUGCAAUCUUAGUUCGACUACUUCUCAAGGAAUGCGAGUUUUUGAUUCUAUUAAUCCAACGUUGGCUAAGUGGUGCUUUAUCGUCAACAUUAAUGGUACAAAAGAAUAUUUACAUAAACAGACAGCUGCUUGA
Messenger RNA from Rotaria sp. Silwood1, 327 nucleotides. Lineage: Eukaryota; Metazoa; Rotifera; Eurotatoria; Philodinida; Philodinidae. The record is from the annotation of a GenBank genome assembly.